GCAUUUUAGAUUUUUUAUCGGCUCAAAAAACAGUCCAGGCCUUUGCCUUUUACUCCUCAAAGCUACAACCUGGCAUUUGUAUUCCAAACAGAGCGAUCUCUGUGUUCGGGCUCUUCUUUGAUGGAACUUUCCAUCGCAAAUAACUGCCAGUUAUACAAAACACUGAACCAGUGUACAUAACAUCGGGGAGUUUAGCUCAUCGUCUGGUCGUGUCAGUUUAAUAAGCAACUCAUCCGCCGUACAACCAGACGUACAAAUCACAUUCUGCUUCUGAUGUCCACCGGAAAAUGGAAGCAAGAGAAGAACUAGAUAUGGAUGUAAUGGCACCUCUCAUUGAAGGAGCAGGAUGUAGUUCUGAAGAGAUUUCGGAUGAUGACCAGGAUUUUGAAUUGCUCCCUGUGCAGAGACAUUACGAGCUUGCUGGUAAUCGCCAGGGCACUACGUUUUCACAAACCCUGAUCCAUCUGUUAAAGGGAAACAUUGGCACCGGUCUCCUCAGCCUUCCUCUCGCAAUAAAGAAUGCAGGGAUUGUGGUGGGACCAAUAAGCCUUAUUCUGAUGGGAGUUGUAGCUGUUCACUGCAUGCAUAUUCUAGUCCGGUGCAGCCAUUGUCUUUGUGAGAGAUUGAAAAGACCUUCGUUAGGGUACAGCGACACUGUUGCUUUUGCAAUGGAGCAGAGCUCUUUGAAGUGCCUUAAAAAGGGCGCCACUUUUGGAAGGCACUUAGUCAAUUUCUUUCUUGUGAUAACGCAGCUUGGAUUCUGCUGUGUGUAUUUUCUGUUCCUGGCAGAGAAUGUAAAACAGGUUGUUGAGGCCUUAUUGAGGAACAGUACUGAGACCACUGUCUCUCCUGGAAACGACUCCACUGCUGUAAUACUGGACAGCUGGGAGAUGGAUCUGCGAGGGUACAUGCUCUGCUUCCUACCAUUCAUGAUCCUCCUGGUGUUCAUCCAGGACCUAAAGAACCUGGCAGUGCUGUCAUUCCUGGCCAACAUCUCCAUGGCUGUCAGUCUUGUUAUCAUCUACCAGUAUAUCUUACAAGAUAUGGGAGAUCCUGGAAGACUGCCUCUAGUGGCGGCUUGGAAGAAGUUCCCGCUCUUUUUUGGAACAGCAAUAUUUGCCUUUGAAGGAAUAGGGGUGGUUCUUCCUUUGGAAAACAAAAUGAAAGAAACCAAACGAUUCCCACACGCACUCAACAUUGGAAUGGGAGUUGUCACGUUUUUGUAUAUCUCCCUGUCCAUUUUGGGAUACCUACAUUUCGGCGAUCACAUUAAAGGCAGUAUUACACUAAACUUGCCCCAUGAUGUAUGGAUUUACCAGAUGGUGAAAAUUCUCUACUCCUUUGGGAUUUUUGUGACCUACUCAAUCCAAUUUUAUGUUCCAGCCGAGAUAAUCCUCCCAGCUCUCAAAUCCAGCGUGAGGGAAAGGUGGAGACUGCCUUGCGAGUUUGCUUUGCGAGCCCUGCUGGUCUGCUUAACCUGUGAGUAA
Messenger RNA from Polyodon spathula (Mississippi paddlefish), 1487 nucleotides. RefSeq names its product solute carrier family 36 member 4 (gene slc36a4). The transcript is spliced from 11 exons. The record is from RefSeq and is a predicted model, not a curated record. Gene Ontology annotation, biological process: L-alanine transport; amino acid transmembrane transport. Bases 288 to 1487 code for a protein of 399 amino acids. Gene Ontology annotation, cellular component: vacuolar membrane. Lineage: Eukaryota; Metazoa; Chordata; Actinopteri; Acipenseriformes; Polyodontidae. Gene Ontology annotation, molecular function: L-proline transmembrane transporter activity; L-alanine transmembrane transporter activity.